AGAGCAGUGUAAGGUUGGUGUGUAUCUGUGUUGUUUGACCAGCUGAAAAUGGCGGCUCGGAGCGUCGAAGCCGUCUACUAACUUUAUGACAUGAUCAUAAAAGCUAACAAUGCGACACCAGCGCGGCCUCUCAACAAUGGCGACAAACUUACCGGGGAAGCUACUGGUGAAACGCCGCCGUUGACCGCGAAACGGAGUUAGAAGAGACCAUGGAGGAUCCUCACACGCGGUACAGCAAGCGCCUGCGUACCGGGACCCGCCGCCGCUACCAGGAUGAUGGCAUCUCCGAUGACGAAAUCGAAGGGAAGCGAACGUUUGACCUGGAUGAGAAGUUGCAGUGCAGCAGGUUUGGCUCCGACUUGGUCAAACACAUGGAGGGAAAAGAUUUCACGUUUGAGUACAUCCAGAGGGAAGGACUUAGGGAGCCCAUCAUCUUUGAAAAACCCGAAGGCCUGGGACUACAAAUGCCAGACUCUGAUUUUAGUGUGAGCGAUGUCAAGGUGUUUGUUGGGAGUCGACGCAUCGUUGACGUGAUGGACGUCAACACCCAGAAGGGAAUCGAGAUGUCGAUGGCUCAAUGGGGGCGCUACUACGAGACCCCGCCGUCGGAACGAGAGAAACUUUACAACGUCAUCAGCUUGGAGUUCAGUCACACCAAAUUGGAGAAUUUGGUGCAGCGUCCGACAUCCGUGGACCUGAUUGACUGGGUAGACAACAUGUGGCCUCGCCAUCUGAAGGAGAGACAGAGGGACUCUACCAAUGCAAUCAUCGACAUGCAUUAUCCCAAAGUACAGAAGUACUGUCUAAUGAGUGUGCAAGGCUGCUUCACAGAUUUCCAUAUUGACUUUGGAGGCACUUCAGUCUGGUACCACAUACUCAGAGGAGGAAAGGUGUUCUGGCUGAUUCCACCCAGCCCCCAGAACCUGGAGAUGUAUGAGAACUGGGUUUUAUCAGGAAAACAAGGAGAUAUCUUCUUGGGUGACAAAUGUCAUGACUGCCAGAGGAUAGAGCUCAAGCAAGGCAACACCUUCAUGAUUCCCUCAGGGUGGAUCCAUGCUGUGUACACGCCCGAGGACACCCUGGUGUUUGGGGGGAAUUUCCUCCACAGCUUUAAUAUUCCCAUGCAGCUUAACAUCUACAGUAUUGAGGAUCGCACUCGGGUCCCAGCAAAGUUUCGUUACCCCUUCUACUAUGAGAUGUGCUGGUACGCCCUGGAGAGAUACCUCUACUGCCUGACAAAUGUCUCCCACCUCACUCCUGAGUUCCAAAAAUACUCCCUCGGCAUAGGUCUGACACGAGCGGACCUCGAUAUCGAUGACCACACCAGCAACGGUACCUCCAAUGGCGUCGACAUUGAGGUUGAAAGGAAGUUGAAGGAAUCUGAUAGUGACGUUGAUAAGAAUGCUGAUGAAAUCGAAAUAGACAAAACAGAUCCAGUUUUCAGACCGCAGUGUGCACUGACACCCUUUGAGCUAGAGGGGCUAUGUAACCUGUUAGGGAAGCUGGAGGAAUUGCCCCCCAACAAAAAGUGCGUCCCCACAGGGAUUGAGAAUGCCGAAGCUUUACUGGAAGACAUGCGGGCUGUUCUGAAGGAGCAUACCACCGACAACCCCAAGAUGUCCUACACUGGAAAACCCAUUGUCAGGUGGCCCAAAAGACCGUCAUGGUACCAACCACCCUCAACCCCACCACCACCACCACCAACACCACCACCACCACCAGCACCAGCACCGCCUUGCAGGCCGCGCCUGGGACCUUCUCUCUACAAACCUUUCGGUCAGAGAUCCAACAAAAGCUCGUCCAUCUCGGCUUUGAGGCGCCGUCGGGUGCGGUGCAAAUACUGCUCGGGCUGCUGCAGGAAGGAGUGCGGCAAUUGCAAUUUCUGUCUGGACAUGAGGAAGUUUGGAGGGCCUGGAAGGAUGAAGAAGACCUGCAUCAUGAGACAGUGUCUCAUGCCUGCUUUGCCAAAUACUGCCCGAUGUGCGGUCUGUAAAAAAGGGGAGGUAGAAGAAUCCCACCCAAGUACUCACACGCUCAUGGAGUGUUCUGUUUGCUUGCGCAUUACUCAUCGUCAAUGCACAAAGGAGUCCGGCGAUGGAAAGAUUAAUGACGAUUUGCCGAGCUGCUGGGAAUGUCCUAGAUGUAACCAAGACAAAGAUUCCGCAUCAGAGUCUUUUAGUGAUGGGGAGAGUGACUCUUCAGAAGAAUCCACGUCGCCGCCACCAGCCAAACGUUCCUACAGGGAAGGCAUUGGCGUAGGCGAAAGGAUGGCACGGGGGCGACGCGGCAGACCCCCGUCACGGACCACAGCCCCACCACCUUCUCAGAAACUGCUGCUGCAGCAUCAACAAAAUCGCAGGAGAGCAAGUCUAUUGGAGCUUAGGCUCAGGAAGAGACUAAAACUGGAGCGCAGCAAAAUUCUUGCACAGAAACAGUCAAUGGAGCGCUCCAAGUUACUAUCCCGCCUGCGCUCUCCAGUGGGCAGACUCUCUCAGGGAAGAGGUCGGGGCACCUCCUGGCUGGGUGGCUCCUCCAGAGCGACCGGCUCCCUCCGGCUACACUCGUCUCCCGCUCCCACACUUGAAGACAGGGGAGAGCUCCGCCGAGGGCAAGGGAGAGGUGUGAGGCUGCGCGGCGGGGGAGCGGGAAGAGGAGUCACCGGUGGUCGACCCAAUCCCAGGUUGGAGGACAGUGAGGACAGCAGCAGCAGCACGAGCAGCAGCAGCUCUGACGAGGAAGAGGAGGAGACGGUGCCAAACGGUAAAGAGAACCAGCCACAGUCGAGACGAGAAGGUGUACGAGCCACAGACAUGGAAGAGGAGGAGCUGCGAGAGGAAAAGGGCACGGGUGGUGAUGGUGAGCAGGUCACCGACAGCUCGUUUGCCAAAGUAACGCUACAAAGGCCAUCCAAGGACAAGCAGCACCUUUCCGCCAUUGUUCCCAAACUGGAGGCAAUCACCCCGCAGACUGCAGCACACACACCCAACCGGUCUCUAGUGAGACCGCCCAUCAGAAACCCAAACACAAAUGGUAAACAUUCCAGCAUGCAGCAGCCGCCGCCAAUCUCCCGCGGCGGGGACACACGCACUUCCCACCACGCGGAGAGCAACGCGGCCGCUCAAAGGAAAAUGCCCGGCAGCACGGCGAAGCUGAGCAACGGCGCCUCCUCGUCUACAUCCUCCGAUCUCUCACACCUCCGCACCCCUCUGUCCGCCCUACAGGGCGGAGGGAGUGAAGCAGGCAGGGAGGGCAGUGGGAGUGGGCCGGACUGCGAGAGGGAAGUGUGGGUGUCUGUCUUCCGGUACCUAAGUCGAGCAGAACUUUGCGUAUGCAUGGCGGUCUGCAAGAACUGGUACAAAUGGUGCCUGGACAAGCGACUUUGGACGCAGAUUGACCUGAGCAUUAAACGCACCAUCACCCCUCAGGCGCUAACAGGGAUCAUCAAGAGGCAACCCGCUUCGCUCGAUCUCUCUUGGACCAACAUCUCCAAAAAACAACUUGGCUGGCUUGUUAGCCGCCUUCCAGGGCUGAAGGACCUGAUGCUGGCAGGUUGUACGUGGACAUCGAUUUCUGCUCUGUGUUCCUCCGGUUGUCCUCUCCUUCGCUCUCUCGACUUGCGAUACGCAGACGGCGUCAAAGAUGCUCAGAUCAGGGACUUGGUCACUCCUCCAGGUUGUGACAAUCGCAGUCAGUUCCGCACCAUGCAGUGUCUUCGACUGGCGGGCUUGGACAUCAGCGACUCCACGCUGCGCCUGGUGAUCCGCCACAUGCCCCACUUGACCAGGCUGGACAUAUCCCACUGCAACAGCCUCACAGACCACUCCAUCAACCUGCUGACGGCGGUGGGCUCCUCCACGCGGAACACAUUAACCGAACUCCACUUGGGAGCUUGCAGUAAACUGUCAGACACCUGUCUCAAGUAUCUCCGACGCCUGUCCUGCAUAUCCCUGUUGGAUCUGCGAGGCUGUAAAGGUGUCUCCCGCAAAGCAUGUGAGUCCUUUAUCUCCGAGCUGUCCGUCAACACACUCUACUGCCUGUCGGAGGAGAAACUCAUUCAGAGGAUAUCCUAGAGUUGGAUUCUAAAGCGAGGUUUGGACGCUCAUGUGCACCUGCAGAACUAAACUAGCCAGUGUUGAUGGAAGGGAGCUGUUACCGCGGCAACAGUGCACCUAAAAAGAGACUCAGGACUCCUUUUGGUUUUUGUCUUACUUUUUUGGGGAGGUGGAGUUUUUUUUCACAUGUCAGGAGUGGGAGGACAUAGUUUAUUCAUAAAAUUAUCUGUUCUGGACUAAACAGCCACAUUUAAUUCUGUUAAAUCACCUUUCGCUUCCAUUUUUGCUUCAUGCACAACGGCUAUGGGUCAAUUUCCUAUUUUCUUAAUCAAAAACCUGAAACGGAUUGCAUUUAAGAGCUAUACAAGUGUUUAAAUAUGCAUGAACUUGGCUCUUCCUGGGGAGCAGUGUGAUGAUGAAGUGCUGGGCCAGGGAGCAGUAGGCAUGGAGGUACUACUCUUUCUACACAGACUUCCUUUAGAUUUACACUCUCAACACAACAUUUUUGAUACAUGUUUUUUUGGGGGUUGGGGAUGUUCUCAUGAGCAUAACACUUCAAUAUAGAGAUGUAUAAUUUGUUUUUUCGAGGAGCAGGGAUGUUUGUCUGGAGUCUUUGUGCCCAACAUGGUUCCUGCUAUGAACUCUUGACUAGAGACUAGCGUUGUGGCCGCCUGACCACAAAUACAGUACAUCUUUCCCCUCCUUUAGGUGUUGGAAAAACGGGACUCCUGUAGCGUUGUAAUUAUUUUCAGAAACGUUCUGCUUUUUUACUUUAUGUUACAUGUGUUAUUUUUCAAGAAAAAAUAAAACCAAAAAUCACAA
Messenger RNA from Nerophis ophidion (straightnose pipefish), 4874 nucleotides. RefSeq names its product lysine (K)-specific demethylase 2Ab (gene kdm2ab). The coding region runs from base 210 to 4070 and encodes 1286 amino acids. The record is from RefSeq and is a predicted model, not a curated record. Lineage: Eukaryota; Metazoa; Chordata; Actinopteri; Syngnathiformes; Syngnathidae. Gene Ontology annotation, biological process: protein demethylation; regulation of transcription by RNA polymerase II. Gene Ontology annotation, molecular function: histone demethylase activity; DNA binding; protein binding. The transcript has 23 exons.